Oppia nitens is the source of this 894-nucleotide messenger RNA. RefSeq names its product G-protein coupled receptor 83-like. Lineage: Eukaryota; Metazoa; Arthropoda; Arachnida; Sarcoptiformes; Oppiidae. The transcript has a single exon. The record is from RefSeq and is a predicted model, not a curated record. Gene Ontology annotation, molecular function: G protein-coupled receptor activity. Gene Ontology annotation, cellular component: membrane. Bases 1 to 894 code for a protein of 297 amino acids. Gene Ontology annotation, biological process: G protein-coupled receptor signaling pathway.
AUGAUUGUCAAAAAAGGCCUAAAAUCUACAACAUAUCGAUUGAUAAUCAAUCAGACCGUCUCUGAGAUAGUGUUCAGCGUACUGGCCAUCAGUCGCAGUGUUAUUUGUAACGGGUUUUUGAUAAAAGAUUUGCCAGUAUUUUUAGGCUACAGUUGCGGAACACUCAUAUCGGUAAACGACUCGACACUAUAUGUGUCCGGUUUCUCGAUGCUGGUCAUAGCCUAUGAACGAUACCGCAAAAUAUAUCGACCAAUGAGUUCUGAACUACAAUUACAACAAUGGAUUGCCGGCAUCUGGUUGCUGGCCAUUGGAUUAUCACUAUUUAAUAACAUUAACCGACAAAACAUGAUAUUUUUUAACAAACAUGUCAUCUACCGGUGCCAAGUAUUGUUUGACACUGAUAUUACAUUUUUCCGAAAACGUUAUAACUAUGCGGUAGUGUUUUCGGUGUGUUGUGUCAUCACUUUAGUAACAAUCGCUUACCUAUACUACCGGGUCAUCCAAAAGGUAAGAGACCGACAAUUAGUGGGCAAUACUGUUAUGGCUCGACGAGCGGAGACACUGAUAAAAAACAAACGGCGAACCAUUGAUAUGUUGUUGGCUAUAGUUAUCAUGUAUUCAAUAGUCACUACACCUUACUAUUUGUUUAUCUUUAAUGAGACAUUCAUCCGAAAGGUUGAUCCGCGCGAAGACUGUCGCCGAGAGGAGAGCGCAUCCAUCUAUAAGUUCAUAUUUCUUGGUUUCUUCUACUUCGGCAGUCUUUGUGUUAAUCCAUUCAUCAUCUGUUGGUAUAAUCAUGACUUUCGUAACGAGAUAUGUCGUAAAUUUGGUUUACAAACUGUCUUACAAUCUACCGGUGCUGACAAUAUUACGGAUGAAACCACUUCAUUAUAG